AUGACAGAAUUAUAGUCCAAUUAAUUAAUUUUGAAAAUAUCCUUACCUGGUAAGCAAACGACUUCUUUCAAUUUGGUUUCUGGUGGAGCAGUUGCACAUUUCAUUGGCAUAUAUAGCCAUCGACUCUUCAUCAUCAUCAAAUCCCGCAAAAUUACCGUUUCCAGCUGAGAAUCUAGCUCCGCCUCCAUGUCGAUGACGGAUUCCUUCUUCAAACAGCGAUUCAACGCCGCCAAAUGUAAAACUUUGCUGAAACUCACGAUUCCUCGGAUUAAAUUACUGAGGAAUCGGAGAGAGGCUCAGCUGAAGCAGAUGAGGAAGGAAAUUGCCAAUCUGCUUGAAACUGGUCAAGAGGCCACUGCUCGAAUUCGGGUAGAGCAUAUCAUAAGAGAAGAGAAGAUGAUGGCUGCACAAGAAAUAGUUGACCUCUUUUGUGAGCUCAUUGCUGUUCGUCUUCCAAUCAUUGAAGCACAGAGGGAAUGCCCUCUAGACUUGAAGGAGGCGAUUUCUAGUGUAUGCUUUGCAGCACCAAGGUGUGCCGAUCUACCGGAGUUGCUACAGGCACAACAAUUGUUUACAGGAAAAUAUGGCAAAGAAUUCGUAAUUGCUGCCACUGAGCUUAUGCCCGAAUGUGGUGUCAAUCGCCAGUUGGUGGAGCUUUUAUCAAUUCAAGCUCCUGCACCUGAUGUAAAACUUAACCUUUUAAAGGAAAUUGCCAAAGAGCAUCAGCUCGAUUGGGAUCCUAGCGCUACCAAAAAUGAACUGUUAAAGCCACAUGAAGAUUUACUGAAUGGGCCAUCGCAGUUCGUCAGUGCUUCAAAAAUGCCCCUUCCAAAAGAGAAGCACGACGAGACAACAUACACUGUACCAGAACCUGCCACCCACGAACAAUCUGACUCGGAUUCAGAUUUUGACAUAGUAGAUUUUCCAGAAGUUCCUGUGCAACCGUUACAGCCUAAAAAGGCCGUUGUCUCAAUACCAGUCAUGCUGCAUUUCCCGGAAUCUGCACUAUCAGACGAUUAUCAAGAAGAAGCAGACAAACUGGAGUCUGGCAAUGUGAGUCGGGAGAAAUCAGUUGCAAAGGAAGAUGCAUCACUGAAUAUCCAAACAGGUGCUACAGAAGCUAAGCAGUUCGUGCCAUUCAUAUCCCCUCCAACUCAAUCAUCAGAAACUGUUGCUGCAACCGUGAGAGAGAGCAGUCCACCUCCAGCUAUAAAGAUGUACGAUGAUCACGUGGAUUUUCAAGUUGUACGUGCUGCUGCUAGGGACGCUGCUGAAUCAGCCAAGCGUGCUGCAGCAUCUGCACGCUCAGCUGCUGAAUCAGCCGAGACAUCUGCACGUUCAGCUGCUGAAUUAGCCGAGCGUGCUGCAGCAUUUGCACGUUCAGCUACUGAAUCAGCCAAGCGUGCUGCAGCAUUUGCACGUUCAGCUGCUGAAUCAGCCGAGCGUGCUGCAGCAUCUGACAUUGCUAAGAUCCUAAUAAGCGAGCUUACCAAGAGAAGGAGCAACGAGUUCUCAGCUCCUCAACAUCAUAACGACACCAACAACUCAAAUGGUGGUGAUUCUGGCUGUCCUUCAACAUCCCCAAACCAAACUGAUGCCUGUCAAAACACCGCGACUCAGCAGCUAACGCCUGUUUCGUCGUUUAAUUCCUCUUCACCAUGCGACAAUGCUCUUCACCUACCUCAGAGACUGCCAUCGAUGGAUGAUGAACCAUAUUUUUCCUACCCAAACUUGUUCACGUCUCAAGGCUCGAACGUCAGUGCUAAUUCGCAGUCGCCUAGAGAGUCCAACUAUUUUUGGUUUGGGUCUUUCAUGCACCCACUCGGGUUUUGCCUCUGGUGGGCCAGGGAGAUCACCUAUAACAUCUCCUGCCAUGAUAAGUGAUGGUGGGUCCAUUAUUCAUUGCAGCAAAAGGCGAUUCCGUCGCCUUGGCGGCCCCUGCACUCCGGCCUGAAAUCAUGUGAGGAGGUUCAAUCAGGGUACGCAGUAGCCCGUUAAGGGUCGUCUUGGCGGCCCCCGCACUCCGACCCGACAUCAUGUGAGGGGGUUCAAUCAGGGUACGCAAUAGCGCGUUAAUGGGGAGGCCUUAACUCACUGACUACUAGAAGCCAUCUCCCAAGGCCUCACACUUGUGCCUGAGAGAUGAAAGCAAUUACACGACAAUAAUGGAAUUCGAACCCAGGCUCAUUGCAGCAAGAUCUGCCCCUCCGUUGCCAACUGUGUUACGCCCCUGCGGGCAGUGGGUCCAUCAUUCAUAUUUGUGGGUAUUGUAGAAGAUGUAGUGGGAGAUGUUAUAUGUGAUAUGUGAUCAUCAUUCUGGGCUUUUUGAGCUAGCUUGUCGAACUAGAAUAUUCUACGAAUUUAAAAGUAGGGUGCAUUCGAAAAAUAAUCAUAAACUCUUCGAUACACUUCGAUACAGGUGUAUACAGUAUUUAUAGUUAUUUGU
Salvia splendens (bonfire salvia) is the source of this 2446-nucleotide messenger RNA. RefSeq lists its product as uncharacterized. The record is from RefSeq and is a predicted model, not a curated record. NCBI's taxonomy places the organism in Eukaryota, Viridiplantae, Streptophyta, Magnoliopsida, Lamiales, Lamiaceae. The transcript is spliced from 7 exons. Bases 187 to 1884 code for a protein of 565 amino acids. Gene Ontology annotation, biological process: protein transport.